This is a messenger RNA of Aureobasidium namibiae CBS 147.97, 564 nucleotides long. RefSeq lists its product as uncharacterized. NCBI's taxonomy places the organism in Eukaryota, Fungi, Ascomycota, Dothideomycetes, Dothideales, Saccotheciaceae. The coding region runs from base 1 to 564 and encodes 187 amino acids. The transcript is spliced from 2 exons. The record is from RefSeq and is a predicted model, not a curated record.
AUGUUCUACACAAUGUAUCUUGAUGGCCUUUGCAAGCGCCGACACUGGCCACAGCCCAUGUUCCAACCUUCGGUCACACGUCAUGGUUACACCUGUGUCGUCCGCGUCAACAACCGCGAAUACAGCACCGACGGCCAACACUACACCACCGAAGCACUUGCUCGCGACGCCGCCGCCACACGCGCCUACAUGAUCUGCCGCAACUUCUCAGUAAACGACGGCAUGUAUCCAGGCCAAAAGCCAGGCUCAGGCACAGUUCAAGGCCUCCCCGUAGCCAUUGGCUCAGGCCGCAAAAACAUCAGUGUCUCCACCUCCAGCCCCAAUGAUCAAAGAAGACGAUUGGGUGAAUUGAGAGAAGAGGACGAAGAUGAAAGCAGCAGUUGGACUUCUGGUGGUUCCAGCCCCAGGAGCGUGGAUUCCGCUGUUGCUGGGAUUAGGGCCGGUGCUGUCAAGACUCAUCAUCAUGUCAGACAGACUGCUUGUGCUUGUCGUCGCGCACCGGUUUUGCAGCAUUAUCCUCGUUGCCAGUAUUGUCUUCGCGAUGCUGGAUGGAUGUCUUUCUAA